Messenger RNA from Brassica napus (rape), 708 nucleotides. RefSeq lists its product as uncharacterized. The coding region runs from base 1 to 708 and encodes 235 amino acids. The transcript has a single exon. The record is from RefSeq and is a predicted model, not a curated record. Lineage: Eukaryota; Viridiplantae; Streptophyta; Magnoliopsida; Brassicales; Brassicaceae.
AUGAAGGUUGGAAAUGGUAAGAGUAUACACUUCUGGUUCGAUAAUUGGAUGGGAAACGACCGCUUGAUUGAUAUUACUGGAGCAAUGGGAACUACAUACCUUGGGGUUCGGCGACACACUAUGGUAAGUGAAGCAGUGGCUCUUGGGGAUUGGAUCAUACAGGGAAAGAGAAGCCGACGGUAUCACCAUCUCUAUGAGAGCAUCUUAGCUAAAGAGGCGCCUACUAGCGAUAAAGGGGAUGAUGUUGUAUUGUGGAAGCAUGGAGAAAAUGAUUUUAAACCUGAAUUCUCAGCUUCGGCUACAUGGGAGAAAAUCAGGCUGCGAAGGGAUAAAGUCGGCUGGAGUCAUGUGAUUUGGUUUACACAGGCUGUGCCUAGAUACUCAUUCAUUACUUGGCUCGCGAUAAGAAACAUGUUAUCUACUGGUGAUAGAAUGAGAACUUGGGGUCUAGCGCAGGGGUGUGUGCUUUGUGGAGAACCAGAUGAAACAAGAGAUCACCUAUUUUUUGCUUGCCCUUACUCAUAUACAGUUUGGGAAUCACUGGCUAGAAAUUUAUUGGGCAGACACAUCAAUCCGGAUUGGGAGCAGACACUUGCUUCUCUGCAGCGUAUGGGGGGGCGCAAAGGUAUGGAUGCCAUUUUGGCAAAGCUUUCGUUUCAGACUGUUGUUUAUCACCUGUGGCGUGAGAGGAAUGGCCGAUGUCACUAA